AUGCAGGCUCCGGCGGCCGGAGGAUCGUCCGCGGCGGCGGCGGCUCCGCAGGGAACCGCGGCCGCGCAGCCUCAGCCUGUGAUUCCCGGGGUGGCGCCAGCUCAUGCGGGUGCUCCGCUCGCGGGCGAUCCCAUGGCGGCGGCGCUGGCCGCCGCGCAGCAGUUCCUCGGGUUCAUGUCCCACGCGGGAGUUAACCCCGGCGGCUUUCCUCCUGGCCCCGCUCCCGGCCUGUUUGCGCCACCGGGCGCGCCCCAGGGGCCCGCGAGGCCGGGCAGCGCGGCGGCGAUGUUCUCGCCCGAUCACCACCAGAUGCGCCCCGGGGAGGGGCCGGCGUCGAGGGGCGCGACGCCGGGCGUCGGCGGCGAAAUGGCCGGCGCGACCUACAAUCGCAAGGACAAGAGCCUCGGUUUGCUCUGCGAGAACUUUCUGCACCUGUACGGCGCCGGCCAGGAGGAGCUCAUCUCGUUGGACGAAGCCGCCGCAAAGCUCGGCGUGGAGCGCCGUCGCAUCUACGACAUCGUCAACGUCCUCGAGUCCGUCGAGGUUGUCGUCCGGAAGGCUAAGAACAAGUACACGUGGCACGGCAUCUCGCGCAUGCCCGCGGCGUUGGACAGGUUGUGGAAAGAAGGGAAGAGGGAGUUUGGCGAGGACCUGGUCCUCGACGGCGGCGACGACGACAAGGACUCGCCGAGAGGAAAGGCUAAGAUUGCCGAGUUGGAAGCUGAGCGGGCGAAGGUCAAGGCGGAGGUCAACGGCGACCACGGCUCGGCCGCCAAGCCCGAGAUUGACGAGGGGGAUGACGACGAGGACGACGUCGACGACAAGAGCGAAGGAGUCAAGAGCGAAGGGGACGCGGAGAGCGGCGGCAGCGGCGACGCCAAAUCCUCCGGCGGCAGCAACAAAGACGCCAACAAAGACGCUAAAUCCGAGGAGGAGGACGAGGACGCCGCCGUCGCCGUGGCUGCCCUCACCGGGGAAAACGGGGCGGCCUCGUCCGCGGACAAGUCCUCGGGUGCCAAGCCCUCGGGCGCGGGCGGCGGCACCGGCGACUGCCGCAGGGAAAAGUCCUUGGGGCUGCUCUCGCAGAAGUUUGUCCAGCUGUUCCUCGUCUCCCGAGCGCGGGUCGUGAGCCUGGAGAGCGCGGCGAGGACCUUACUCGGGUCCUGCGCCGAUCAGGCUAAGCUCAAGACCAAGGUGAGAAGGCUGUACGACAUCGCCAACAUCCUCUCGUCCUUGCGGCUCAUCGAGAAGACGCACUUGGUGGACUCGCGCAAGCCCGCGUUUCGAUGGCUCGGCGUCGAGAAGGAACUCGCCGCGCUGCAAGCGGCGGCGGCGGCGGGGGUCAAGGCGGAACCCGGCCACCCGGCCGCCGCCACGGCCGCCGCCGCCGCGCACGCGUUCGCCGCGCAUGCGACGUCCGGUAGCUCCGGUGCCCCGGCAACCGGGGCGCCCGCGUUCAACCCCCAGUGGUUCAUGCCCAACGUCGGCGGACGCGCGAUGACGCCGCCGGUGCCCCGAGUCGGCUCCCCGUUCGAUGCCGCCGCGUCGAUGGCCGCGGCCGCCGCCGCGGCGAACUUCGCCGCGUCGGUGGGGGUUCCCGAGCGACCGGGCUCGAGCCUCGGCAAGUCCAAGCGCGGCGGCGGCGCAUCCGGCGGGGGCGGAUCGCCGUCGCGAUCGGACCCGUCGCGAUCGGACCCGGCGUCGGACCCUGGGGAGAUUAAGCGCCCGCGGAGCGCGCUGGGCGACGCGGCUCGAUCGCACCUCUCGGCGCCGACGCCGCAACGCGCUGUGGCGCCCGGUCUGGACGCGCUCAGCGCCAUGGCGGAGAUUGGAUCGUCCGGGGAUGUCGGCGUCGGCGGCGGCUCGACGGGCGCCGGCGCCGCCGCGCUCGCCGCGCCCGUGGCGUCGCGACCGUUACCCGGAGGGUUCGCGACGGCUCCGUCGCCGGCGUCGUCGCCGGGGUACGCCCAGAUGAUGGCGGCGAUGGCCGCGGCGGGCAUCGCGUCUCCGGCACCCGCGCCCGACGCCGCCGCGCAGCAGGCGGCGACGCUGGCGAUGCUCGCGUCGAUGGGUCCCGGUGGGGCGGAGAUGAUGCAGGCGAUGUUCCAGCAGCAGCAGGCGCAGGCGCAGAGCCAGGCGCAGGCGAUGAUGGCGGCCGCGGCCGCCGCGUCGGCGGCGGGCGCGCCCGGAGCCGGCGGCGCCCCCGCCGCGGCGGCGGCGGCGCAGGCUGCGCAGGCGUAUUACCAGGCGAUGGCGGCGGCGUCUUUCAAGCCGCCGCCACCCGGGGCGGGACCCGCCGCUCCGACGCCUGGCGCGGCUCCCGCGGGACCCGGCGCGCUGCCGCACGGAGUCGUCGGGCCCAUGGGCGACUACAUGGAGAUGUGGAGGAAGUGGUCCGCGCAGUACGCGGGGGGAGCUCCGCCGGGGGCGCCGUCCGCGUCCGCGCCGGAGGCUAACGGCGCCCAGUGA
Micromonas commoda is the source of this 2469-nucleotide messenger RNA. RefSeq lists its product with no specific name. NCBI's taxonomy places the organism in Eukaryota, Viridiplantae, Chlorophyta, Mamiellophyceae, Mamiellales, Mamiellaceae. The record is from RefSeq and is a predicted model, not a curated record. Gene Ontology annotation, biological process: regulation of transcription by RNA polymerase II. Gene Ontology annotation, molecular function: DNA-binding transcription factor activity, RNA polymerase II-specific; RNA polymerase II cis-regulatory region sequence-specific DNA binding. Gene Ontology annotation, cellular component: RNA polymerase II transcription regulator complex. The transcript has 2 exons. Bases 1 to 2469 code for a protein of 822 amino acids.